Molecule: messenger RNA, 1836 nt
Organism: Dictyostelium discoideum AX4
Lineage: Eukaryota; Evosea; Eumycetozoa; Dictyosteliales; Dictyosteliaceae
Gene: eIF3s6ip
Product: proteasome component region PCI domain-containing protein
Exons: 3
Coding region: 1-1836 (611 amino acids)
Source: RefSeq, a predicted model, not a curated record
AUGAGUCAAACAAAUAACGCUGGUACCACAAAUACCAAUACCAAUCAAAAUAAUAAUCGUAAAGGAGGUAAUAAUAAAAACUAUCAAAAUAGAAAUAACAAUAACCAACAACAACAAGGUGGCCAACAACAACAACAACAACAACAUAGAAAUAAACACCAAAAUCAACAAGGUAAUCAAAAUCAACAAGGUAAUCAACAAGGUGGUGGCAAUCAACAACAAAAUAAACAAGGUGGUCAUCGUGGUGGUAAAACCCCAUCAAAUGUCGAGAGUUUCCCAAUUAAUUUAUCACAACAACAAGUUCAACAAUUACAAGCAUAUCAACAACAAACUCAACAAAACCAAUCAGCUCAAUUCCAAAGCAACUUUUUACCACCAGCAACAGCUCUUUACACACCAGUGAUCAACUAUUUCAUCAAUCUCUACAAUAACUUUAAAUCACAAUCACAUCAAGAUAUUUUAGUUUCAUACGAUAGUUUCUUCAAGAGUUGUGAAACCUAUUAUCCACAUUGCGCAUUACCAACCAUUGAAAACUUAAUUCCAAUCUUGGGUGAUAAAUUUGAAGAAUCCUCCUUCACCGAUCGUUUCUUUGUUUUAUUAUACAAAGAAAUCUAUUAUCGUUAUUAUUAUGCUUUAGUUUUUCAACCAAAUAUAAACACCUGUGUUGAAUCAUGGCAAAAUUAUUAUCAAAUUUUCCAUACUUUAUUAAGUGCAAAUUCACCAAAUGAUGUUGAAAUUGAUUUACCAAAUGCAUGGUUAUGGGAUCUUGUUGAUGAAUUCGUUUAUCAAUAUCAUACUUUUGCUAAAUUUAAGUUAAAGAAACAAGAUGUUGACUUUUUAUCAGAGAAUCCAGAGAUUUGGGAUACCACAAACGUUAUUCGUUAUCUUUAUUAUAUCAUUAAGAAAUCACAAAUUUUCAGUGCAAAUACCAAUAGAUUCGAAUCAUCAUCUGAAGAUUUCUGUUCACAUCCAGUCUACAAAAUGUUGGGUUACUACUCUGUAAUCAGUUUAGUACGUGUUCAAUGUUUAUUGGGUGAUUACACAUUGGCCUUGAAAACAUUGGAACUCAUCGAUAUGGGUAAGAAAGCCAUGUAUACCUACGUCACCGCUUGUCAUAUCACCCUUUACUACUAUUUGGGUUUCGCCUAUCUUAUGUCAAGAAAAUAUAAUGAAGCCACUAAAGCUUUAAAUACAAUUUUAGUUUCUGUUGCUUCAAAAUCAAAAUCUCAAAAUUUCCAAUCUGAUCAUAAUGAGAAAAAAACAGAUAAAAUGUAUGCAUUAUUAACAAUUUGUCAAGCACUUUAUCCAAAUAAGAUUGAUGAAAAUGUUAGUAAUAAUUUGAAAGAGAAAUUUGGUGAUAAAUUAUUAAGAUUACAAAAGGGUGAUCUUUCAGUUUAUGAGGAAUUGUAUACAUUUGCUGCCCCACGUUGUAUCGGUCCAGUACCACCAUACAUUUCAGGUUUCAAUGUAACCGCUUUGGAUCCACAUCGUCUUCAAUUAUCAUUGUUUUUAGAGGAGGUCAAACAACAAUCCCUCUUGACAACCAUUCGUAGUUAUAUCACUUUGUAUUCAACUAUCUCCAUUCAAAAGUUGGCUGGUUUACUUCAAAUCGAUCCAGAGGAUUUACGUGUUAAACUCACUUGUUACAAACAUAAAUUAUUCAACGUUUUAGGUAAAGGUGAAACUAAAUGGAAUAAUCAAUUGGAUAUCGAUUUCUACAUUGAUCAAGAUAUGAUCCAUAUCGAUAAUCGUCUUUAUGCCAAAGAAACUGAUUCUUUCAUUAAUUCAAUUCUUAAAUUCGAAGGUUCAUUAACUCCAUCUUAUAAUUGGAUGUAA